Messenger RNA from Salmo salar (Atlantic salmon), 450 nucleotides. The record is from RefSeq and is a predicted model, not a curated record. Lineage: Eukaryota; Metazoa; Chordata; Actinopteri; Salmoniformes; Salmonidae.
AUGACGGACAGUCCAGUGAAGCUGAUCUAUGCCUACGGGAAAAGUGAUGACAUCGGGUACCAUUUCAGAACAAGGGGGACCAAGGAGGUGAACCUGCUCAAGUUCAUGCCCAGAUCCAGCCCCCGGGACGGCAACUAUCUGGACUUUGUUAUGGACAAUUUUAUUGUUCCUGCUGAACAUACAUACUACAACUGCAAGGUCAUGAAGAUGCCAAAGCUCAAUGGGAAACAUCAUAUGUAUCGGGUGGAGCCAGUGAUCAAGAACCUGGACCUGGUCCACCACAUGCUUCUCUACAGCUGCCCCUUAUCUGUGAUCCAGAUCAACGAGCAACAAUGCUACACGGGAGGACCAGGGGCAGACUGCUUGAAAUUGGUGUCUGUCUGGAACACAGGAGGGGUGAGAGACUGCCCCCUUCUGGAGACAUUAAUACAUACAUACAUACAUGCAUGA